GGGGGGAGCUCUGCCCGACAGCUGGGUCCUGUCUUCGCGCUGAGGAGGCCUUAUUUUCGAGAUCAGGCGUGACCCGGAUAAGCCCCAGAGAGCUGUAAGAAGUUGGAUGUAGAAGUUCUUCCGUCAUUGGCUUCCUAUACAAAUCCCUAGAUUCCUGAUUCUAUUUCGUAUCCUAUAAUCAUGGACUUGUUUAUGUGACCUUUAUGUGACCUUCCAAGCCCACAAAUCAACUGGCCAGGUUUCUCAUUUUUCUUGAAGAUUGGUUACACUGGAUAUGCUGCUGUUCUUUAUUUUGGGAUUGCUCGUACAUUUUGUGUUCUUUGCCUCCAUCUUUGAUAUUUAUUUUACAUCUCCUUUGGUUCAUGGAAUGACUCCUCAGUUUACAUCAUUGCCUCCUCCAGCAAGAAGAUUAGUGCUGUUUGUUGCUGAUGGCCUGCGAGCAGAUGCACUUUAUGAAUUAGAUGAAAAUGGAAAUUCUAGAGCGCCAUUUAUUAGGAAUAUCAUAAUGCAUGAAGGCAGCUGGGGGAUAUCUCAUACACGUGUGCCAACUGAAUCUCGGCCAGGCCAUGUGGCCCUGAUAGCUGGGUUUUAUGAAGAUGUCAGUGCAGUUGCCAAAGGAUGGAAGGAAAAUCCUGUAGAAUUUGAUUCUCUUCUUAAUGAAAGCAAGUACACAUGGAGCUGGGGAAGCCCAGACAUCUUGUCUAUGUUUGCCAAAGAUGUUAGUGGAGACCACGUUUUUAUACAUGCUUAUGACGCUGAUGAUGAGGAUUUUGGUGCUCAAGAUGUAACAAAACUCGAUACCUGGGUUUUUGAUAAUGUUAAGGAAUUCUUUCAUGCUGCCAGAAACAACCAAUCUUUGUUUUCUAAACUAAAUGAAGAGAAAAUAGUUUUUUUCUUACAUUUAUUAGGAAUAGAUACGAAUGGACAUGCUCACCGACCAUCAUCGAGGGAAUAUAAGGACAAUAUUAAAAUAGUUGAUGAGGGAGUAAAAGAAAUUGUGUCCAUGUUUAAAGAUUUUUAUGGAAAUGAUGGGAAAACGGCAUUUGUCUUUACUGCUGACCAUGGAAUGACAGAUUGGGGUGUCCAUGGAGCUGGUCAUCCUUCAGAGACUUUAACUCCUUUUGUCACUUGGGGAGCUGGAAUCAAGUAUCCCCAAAAAGUAUCAGCUCAGCGAUUUAAUGAUGCAUUUUUGAAAGAAUGGAAAUUGGAGACCUGGAAGAGGCAAGAUAUCCAUCAGGCUGAUAUUGCACCAUUGAUGGCUUCUCUUAUUGGAGUUCCCUUUCCCCUUAAUUCAGUGGGAAUCCUUCCUUUGGGUUAUCUUAACAACACCGAUCUCUUCAAAGCAGAGAGCAUGUUUACAAAUGCACUACAGGUUCUGGAACAGUUCAAGGUGAAAAUGACUCAGAAAAAAGAAGUUACCUUAUCAUUUUUGUUUAAACCAUUUAAGUUGCUUUCUGAGUCUAAACAGCUCAACAUUUUAAGAAAAGCAAGAUCUUAUAUAAAACAGAGAAAGUAUGAUGAAGCAGUCUCCCUUUGCAAGGAGCUGAUUCAUCUUGCAUUGAGAGGACUGUCCUAUUAUCACACUUAUGACAGAUUCUUUUUGGGCAUCACUGUUGUUCUUGGUUUUGUGGGAUGGACAUCUUAUGCUUCUUUGUUGAUCAUCAAGUCUCAUUCCAGCCUUACCAGAGGUGUUAGUAAAGAAGUUAAGAAAACAAGCCGUCUCCUGCCAUACGGUUUUGUAGCUACUGGCGUUUUAGUAGUAUUUUUCCUGCUGAUUCAAGCCUGCCCCUGGACUUAUUACGUAUAUUGUUUAUUGCCAGUGCCAACAUGGUAUGCGGUUCUAAGAGAAUUUCAAGUUAUUCAAGACCUUGUUGCAUCACUGUUGCGCUUUCCUCCGAGGCAUUUCGUUGGAUACCUGUUAGUCUUUACCCUGGGAAUUGAAGUAUUAGUUCUCAGUUUUUUCUACCGCUGUAUGCUUACAGCCGGACUCAUUGCAUUUGCGGGCUGGCCGUUUAUCACUCAGCUGUGGACUCGAGCAAAGAGCACCUCACUGAGUUGGAUUUUCUUCUCUUUGCUCCUGGCAGCGUUCCCUCUGAUGCCUGUUGUAGGACGAGAGCCAGAUAUCUCUCUAGUAAUGAGUGCAGGCUUGCUGCUUCUUCUGCUAUCCCUGUUUGUUGUAACAUCUCUCACAAAAAGGAAAGACAGUUUUGUAAAUGAAGAGCUAUUUUUGCAUCUAUUACAGAUGCUGAGCACAGUGCUUUCCAUGUAUGUUGUGUAUAGCACCCAUAACAGUCUACUCAAGAAACAAGGACUUCCUCGUAUUAAUCAGAUUAUUAGCUGGAUAACAUUAGCCUCUUCCUUUGUCCUGCCGCUACUGAGUCCCACGGUUCUCCUUGAGCGAUUGUUUAGCAUACUUCUUUCCUUGAUGUCAACCUACCUCCUUCUAAGCAGAGGGUAUGAAGCUCUCUUUCCGUUAGUAUUGUCGUGUUUGAUGUUGGCCUGGAUACACAUGGAACAAGAAACCCUACAACAAUCUGGUGUUUCCUGUAAACAGAAGGUCAACGGUAUCCAGUUCAUCUAUAAUACUGAUAUAACCCAGUUCCGACAGCUCUGUCUGGAUGACAUCCGGAGGGCCUUUUUUCUUGUUUUCUUCUUAGUGACAGCGUUUUUUGGAACUGGGAAUAUAGCUUCUAUUAACAGCUUUGAUCUUACCUCUGUCUAUUGCUUUCUGACUGUGUUUAGUCCUUUUAUGAUGGGAGCCCUGAUGAUGUGGAAGAUUUUAAUUCCCUUUGUUCUUGUGAUGUGUGCUUUUGAAGCAGUUCAGUUAACUACCCGGUUAUCAUCAAAAAGUCUUUUUCUCAUGGUUCUCGUCAUAUCAGACAUUAUGGCUUUGCAUUUUUUCUUCUUGGUCAGGGAUUAUGGCAGCUGGCUUGAUAUUGGAACAAGCAUCAGCCACUAUGUGAUUGUCAUGUCCAUGACCAUGGUUCUGGUGUUUCUCAAUGGCCUGGCACAGCUGCUCACGACAAAGAAACUCAAACUCUGUGGCAAACCCAAAAGCCAUCUCAUAUGAUGUUGCUGAUGCCAUCAUUCAGCUUCUGGAUCUUGCUUCUCAUUCUCCUUGGAAACUGAAAUCUUAUCAAGGAUUCAAUAGGAAGAUGGAUAUUGAUGCACAGCAUAUUAUGCUCCUAUAAAGAAAAUCAUAUGUGGAAUGCUAAAUUUACAGGAUAUCUGGAAUAAAGGAGCUUCCAUCUUCUUUAGGUUUUGCAUGUGUGAAAUAGUGAUUGUGUCUGUGGGAAAGCACAGUGAAGCAUUCUCCAUUUUCGUUUUUUUCCCUUAGUUGGCAGCUCUUCUCACUGAUGUUUCAGAGCACCUGUGACAGUCUGGUCCCCAGCUGUACAGCUUCCUGUAUACGCAAAGGCGCAUGUGCUCCUGUGGGGGCAGUAUUGAUCACAUCCAGAGUCAAUACUGUGGCCGAACUUGAAGGACAUCACCAGGUGGCACCAUAAAUAUUUAUCAGCUCUCAGCACUAGUGUUGCGAGUAUUUCUGACUACUAAACGACAACACUAAAAAGACAAUCAGGAUGUGUUAUUUCAAAUUUAGUAAUGCUUCAGUGGAAAAAACGUUUUCGGGUGUUUGUCAUUUUUCUUUAGUACGCAACAGUAUUAUCUUUUGCUUCUUAAUGCUGUUUCUAGUCCACCAGCUAGAUGCAGGUUUGAACUUCACUUUAUUUUUCACUUCUGGAUUCUCAUGGAAUUUCUGGAGAUAGAAAAGUAGAAAAUGUUUAGUAUUUGUGUCUUGUCCAUGGGAAAAAAUUGAAAGGAUUAGUUUUUAAUUGUAAUUGUAAUAUCUGUUGCCACCAUAGCUUUUAUCAUGAUUUGUUGCAACAGAAUUCUUUAAAUUAGUGGUUAAACUUUCUGACAAUAUUAUAAGAAUCAGUGUUAAAAUUGCUUUUCUUUCUGAUUGUGAGAUUCUAGUCCAAAGGCCUUAAAGUCCCCUCAUUAAAUUUAGAGUUCCCUUUGUAAACUAAUUCUAAUGGACAAAAUAUGUUGAGAGUAAUUUUUAUUUGGAUUUUUCCUAAGUGACCUUUACAUCUCACUGUAGAGUUGGCCUUUUGCCCAUGGUGUGCCAGUAGAUUUUGGCUUAUGCUAAGCUUUGCUGGUCUGAGUCCCAUUUUUAAAAAAUAAUUGCUUUUGAAUUAAGUUAUAGCUUUACUAAUUCACAUUAUGAUGAGGAAGCCCUCUACAAAUUACUAGAUUUUUCAGGUUGGCAGGUGAGUGAACAAAUACAACUAGGAAGACUCGAAAGGUUUGGCAAAAUAUACUUUCUUAAUUUCUAUUUAUGAUUAAGUAUAGUUAUAAUUUAUUUGUGAUAGUACUUCAUGGCAUACCAGCGAAAGCAUUAUAGUACAAAAAAGGAAAGUGGUGCUGUCAGUAUUAAGAGCUCAUGUAUCAGUCUGUAAUGUAAAAUCUGGAUGGACAACUCAGGCGCUUCUGUAACAGACAGUGACAUCGGGAGGUGGAGAACCCAGGAACUUUCACCUUGCCUCAAAGGAUUUUUAAUCAGUUUUUUCACAAGUCAGAGAAGACUGACUUUAUAAACACUUAUCUUUUAACUCCUUUGAUAUCUAGUUUGCCUUUCAUCUUUUCCCAGAUUUUCACACAGAGAAUGAAUGAAUAUUUUAUUCCAACAUUGUAAAAGGUGCUCAGUGCUCUUACCUUUAUUUUGCUCCCCCUUUUUUUUGUGUGUGUGCUGAGG
Molecule: messenger RNA, 4756 nt
Organism: Diceros bicornis minor
Lineage: Eukaryota; Metazoa; Chordata; Mammalia; Perissodactyla; Rhinocerotidae
Gene: PIGN
Product: phosphatidylinositol glycan anchor biosynthesis class N
Exons: 30
Coding region: 275-3070 (931 amino acids)
Biological process (GO): GPI anchor biosynthetic process
Cellular component (GO): endoplasmic reticulum membrane
Molecular function (GO): mannose-ethanolamine phosphotransferase activity
Source: RefSeq, a predicted model, not a curated record